UGUGGGCGAGAGGAGGCAGAGGCAGCCGCAGCUCCCUGUUGCUCACUGGUUGAUAGAGGGAUUGUACUGUAUGGCUGUGUGGGAAUGAGUGUAUGGCUGCGUGAACGCUUGCCGGUCUUAGACUGUGUGCAUGUAGAGGCUGCAUGAGCUGCAACCGGAGCUGCUGCUGCUGCUGCAAUUGGUGAAUAAUGCAAACAGAGGAACCUGAGUUUGGAUAGCAUGGAAGAAACUAGAUUAAUAAUGCAUAGUGCCGGUUACAAGCUCUGCAUUAGUUAGUUUUUCUGAGACCUGUGGCUGCCUAAAAUCUGCCUGACUCACUGACUUCCGACCUUCCUUUCUGCCUGCUUGACCAACGCAGAAAUGUCUCACUACCAUUUCAUCAAAUGUUGUUGUUUCCAGCUAUGUAACGUUUUCCGUCAGAACAUGGAGAUAGACCAGUGUCUGCUGGAGUCUCUCCCGAUUGGCCAGCGUCAGCGGCUGGUCAGAAGAAUGCGCUGUGACCAAAUAAGGGCAUAUCACGAGAGGGAAAAGAACCUACAGCGGCAGCAAGGUGGAGUCAAAGUUCGAGCCCCAUCCAGGAAGUACCGCAUCCGCUUCAGGCAGUCUGAUGUCAUUCAAGAUGCCAUCAUCCGCCAUGAUGACAAAGAAGUGUUGCGUCUUCUAAAGGAGGGAGUAGACCUCAACACUGCCACUUCCUCAGGGGGAUCUUUGCUGCACCUGUGUGCCCGCCAUGAUAACGUGUUUGCAGCUGAGCUCCUGAUCGAGCGAGGCCUAAAUGUCAACCAGCAGGACGAGGACCUGUGGACAGCCCUGCAUGUAGCAUGUGUGUGCGACCACGCAGAUAUGGUGUUGCUGCUCCUUCUGGCCGGGGUUAACAUUUUGCUGCAGGACAUCAACGGAAACAUUCCUCUGGACUACACUUUUGAGGGGACAGAGACCAGCUAUAUUCUCCAAAAAUAUCUGGAAGAAAAUGGUGUAAACGUGGCCUCCAUGCACACCAUGAAGACACAGAGACCAACCACCAUGCUGUCUGAUGUUAAACAUCUUGUAACCACCGGGGGAACCCUUAACCUGCCUAAUGAUGAAGGAGUUACUUUGCUCCACAUUGCAUCUGCCAGUGGCUACAGAGAGGUGGUGUCAGUGUUAUUGGAGAGCGGAGCAGACCCCCAUCCAGCUGACAACAACUUUUGGACCCCACUCCAUUUGGCCGCAAAAUAUGGGCAGACGAGCAUCGUUAGCAAGCUCCUAAGGCAUGGUGCAAAUCCAACUUUGCUCAACUGCAACCAGGACAAGCCUUCUGAUCUUGCAGUGUCAGAACCAAUAGCAGAGAUGCUGCUAAGUGCAGAGGAGAGCUGGUUGCAGAGACUGAAGGACCCUGGAGCUCCACUACUUUCAACCGACCAACGUUAUGAUGGAGGCUCUCAUGACUUCAACACUCCUCUCAAAACUUUGAAUCCGCUUGGUCUCUCAAUCUCUAAGCGGGACAGUCUGCUGGAGAAGUGUGCCAUGUUCAGAGAGGCAGGUGGAGCACUAAGCCGACAGCCCUCUCAGGAUAAUGGCCUAGAUAGUCCCUUUAGCUCUGGACCAAGCAAACUGGAGCAGGUCAAGCUGAUGCCUCCAGCUCCCAAUGAUGACCUCGCGUCCCUCAGCGAGCUGACCGACAGCAGCCUGCUCUACGAGAUGCAGAAGCGUUUUGGUAACGACCAAAUCUAUACUUACAUUGGACACAUUCUUCUACUUAUCAAUCCAAACAAAGAGCUGCCCAUCUAUUCCACUUUGGUGAGUCAGUUGUACCUGAGCUCCACUGGCCGUCUUUGCUCUUCUCUACCACCUCACAUUUUCUCCUCAACUGAGAGAGCGUAUCACAUGAUGCAGCAAGAGAGACGUCCACAGUGUUUCAUCCUGAGUGGUGAGAGUGGUUCUGGGAAAACUGAGGCAUGUAAGCACAUCGUGAGACACUUGACAGCUCGCUCCAGCCCCAAAGGCUUUGGGUUAGAGCCCAGAAUGAAACACGUAAACUGUAUUCUGGAAGCUUUUGGUCAUGCAAAAACCCCAAGAAACAGCAACUCAAGCCGUUUUAUCAAGUUGCUAACGAUCCAGUUCUGUGAAAAAGAAAAGACGAUACUGAGAGCCCACAUUUACACCUACAUGCUGGAAAAGACCCGUCUAGUUCACCUGCCGCCUCAGCAACAAAACUUUCGAAUCUUCUAUCUGAUGGCCGAAGGCCUUUCCCCCGAGGACAAGACUGCACUUUAUCUCAAUAAUGUCUUGGCUCAUAGGUAUCUUACUGGUGCCACUCCAGGAGACACCCCUCCUGUCGCCCUGGCUUCUGCCCAGAGCAGGGAGCAUCUGGCUGCAGUCAAACAAGCCCUGCGCGCCCUGGACUUCAACAGACAGGAAGUUGACUCUGUGUUCAUGCUGCUUUCUGCUGUUCUCCAUAUUGGGGACCUACGUUUCACUGCCCUGACAGAUGCUAAUUCAGCCUUCCCUUCUGACCUGCAGCUGCUGGAGAGAGUUGCUGGACUGCUGCAGGUGUCCACUAAUGAUUUAAGCACAGCCCUCACUUCUGAUGUUCAGUAUAUUAAAGGUGACGUGAUUACUAGACGUCACACUGUAGAGAUGGCAGAGCAGUACAGGGACCAGCUUGCUAAAUCCAUCUACGGGCGACUCUUCUAUUAUCUGGCCAACAGCAUCAACGACUACCUUCAAGGACAAGAUGACAGCAUUGGCGAUCCUGCCAUGGAAAUUGGAAUCCUGGACAUGUUUGGGUUUGAACAAUUUCAAAGAAAUGAAUUUGAACAGCUGUGCGUGAACAUGAUCAACCAACGGCUGAGGCUGCACGCCUCUGAGGUGCUCUUCCAGCAGGAGCAGGCUGAGUGUCUGCAGGAGGGCAUCACCAUGGAGAUCCCAGUCUCUGGCAACAGCCACGUCGCCGUGCUGGACUUCUUCCUUCAGAGGCCUCAGGGACUGCUGUGUGUGCUGGAUGAAGAGAGUCAGAGCUUACGGCCUGCAGAGCAAACCCUUUACAAGAGGCUAUCCGCCCAGCUGGACUCCAGUUCAUUUUGUGGGCUUUCACUCACCACCAAGGAUGGCAACGGCAACCCCCCUCCCAAAGACCAUGGCCCGGCUUUCACUGUCAGCCACUAUGCAGGACAGAUUUCAUAUGACCUCACUGGAUCUCUGAGCAAAAACAAGGACUCCUUCCCUCAGAAUCUCCUGCUUACAAUGAAAACCAGUGAGAGCGUGUUACUGCAGCAACUCUUCCAGUCCAAGCUGACUCAGACUGGUUCUCUGGUGCCAGCUGCCCAGGGUCGCAUUGGUCUGAGAGGAACUAAAGCAGCCUUGAUGCUCCAGAGGAUGCCAUCAACCUCCUCUGUCAAUGCCACUUGUAUGCCCCAGCAGCCUCGGAGGUAUCAUGAUCUUACCAAGAUCCUGAAGAAAAAAGGUUCAAGUUCUUUCCUCCAACGACUUGAGCGUUGUGGGCCAGUCACAGCGGCUGUCCAGCUGAGGAACUCACUGUCAGAGAUUAUGAGUAAACUGCAGACUUGCACUCCCCACUUUGUAGAGUGUGUGCGCCCCAACUCUAGCGGUCAGCCAACCAGCUUUGAUAGCUUCCACGUCUCAACCCAACUGCAGUACAUCGGAGUGCUUGACAUGGUGCGCAUGAUACGUUACGGAUACCCUGUCCGCCUGUCCUUCUCAACAUUCCUCAGCAGAUAUAAAGACCUCAUAGUCCCAACUUUGGGAGACAAGAAGUUGUCAGCUGAGGAGAAAUGUCGUUUUGUUCUGCAGCAGUCCAAACUCCAAGGAUGGCAGAUGGGCAGUAGUAAAGUGUUUCUGAGAUACUGGCAGGCUGACCAGCUCAAUGACCGUUGCUACCAGCUUCACAAAAGGAUCAUCACCUGUCAGAAAGUGAUCCGCGGCUGGCUGGCCAGGCAACGGGUCAGUCACAGGCUGUCACUGCAGCACAAAGAGGAGAGUAGCGUGCAGCGUUUCCUGCAGGGAGCCGAAGACAUUGGGCUACGGACCUAUGACCAGCUGGUAAUCCAAAAUGCAUCUGACAUUGCACGGGAGAGCGACCGUCUGCGCUGCCAUGGUAAUGGUCAGCUCAACACCCUCAGUAGCAGCCCACCGCUCGGUGAGAGGCCUGAGCCAGUGGGCAAAGAGGAGGAUCAGCCAAUUAGGAGGAUGGUGGAGAAGAGUGUAAAAGUCCAUGAGGGACAUGUCAAUGGGGGGAGCAGAAUUAUCCGCCACUUUCGUUCUAGUUCAGUACCAAUUCCCCUCGCUGUGGAUAGCAUGGUUCACUUCUCUGCAAGUCCACCAGUCAAACCAGCCUUGCAGCAAGCAGCUCAGAACAAUGAGGACGGAGCAGGGAAUGGGAGUCUCUCUUCUCCUCGCAAGCAACCUCCUCCGAAACCAAAGAGGGACCCCAACACCCGCCUGAGUGCAUCUUACGAAGCUGUAAGCUCAGGAUUGACAAUGGCUCCCAAAGAAAGCUGCACUCCAGAGGGGUCUAGUUCACCGGCUGAAAGUCCCCCAAAAUCCCAGUUAUCCCCCGGUGACCCAGCAGCCAAGCCCCGUCCUCACAGUGAUGACUACACAACCAUGAGAAAGGUACCGCCGCCCAAACCUAAGCGCAGCCCUAACACUAAGCUGUCAGGCUCAUAUGAGGAAAUUAAUGCCGUGGCACCCCAGCUCCACCAGCUGCGCCCUGCUGAUGUAAAGAUGGCCCUGCUUUCUCGUGGUGGGGGGUUUGGAGGAUUUGGAGGUCUGAUGCAGAGGGCAUCUUCUUUAGAUGCUCCAAAAGGGGUGGCACUCAGCCUGUACAAGGGCCAAGACGAAGAGGAUGUAUACAUUGAGAUGUUGGGGUCCCAGCCACGGACUCGGAGCCUCCAAGAACCCCCUGACAGCCCAGAUCUGGUGGACUCAGAAGCUGUGUAUGAGGAGAUGAAGUAUCUCCCACCAGAAGAUGGUGGAAAUCCUGCUCCUGCAAUCACCAAGGCUGCCAGGCUGCAGGCUCUAACAUUGGGCCUGAUUGGAUUGGGGUUGUCUCCUCCAAAGGGUGGGGAAAGCAAGCAAAUGCCAGCUAGCGCCACUGCUACUAUGGAUGUUUCUCACACACAGAGCCUGCCUAACAGUGCUGCUGCCAAAGCUCAGCUUGGCAAGGAUGGCAGCUGUGAUAUCCCUGCUCCGUUCCCCAACUUGCUCCCUCACCGCCCCCCUCUCCUGGUGUUCCCCCCCUCUCCUGUUACCUGUUCUCCUGCUUCAGAUGAAUCGCCCCUCACCCCUUUGGAGGUAAAGAAGCUGCCAGUGUUUGAGACGAACCUGAACUACGCCACUGGUCCAGAUAGCCCCCUUUCCCCACAGUUUUCACGCCAGAGGGCUGACUCUUCACCCAGUCUUACAGUCCUCAUGCCAGAAAAGAAGUCUACACCUCCGCUCACUCCUCCACCACCUCCUCCUCCCCCAAGCGCACCACCUCCUCCCUACAGACCACCCUCACACUUCCCCUUCCCACCUGAGGCCAACUUCCUGGCUCUGACUCGUGCAGCAUCUGUCACUGGGAGCUCUGACUCACCCAAAAUCUCCUCACAAAGGGCAGGUGGGGACCUAAUGGGGAAGCCGCCUCCUUAUUCGCCUGUGAAGAUGUCUCGACCUGAGCCACGGAGGGCACACUCAUGCUCAUCGUCACCACUGUUGUUUAACCCAGCCAAUGGGAGACCCCUGACCAGCCCCCUAGAGGAGCUCAACACUUUGUUCAGUUCAGGACGCAGCUUGCUGAGGAAGUCAACACCUGGACGCAAAAUGAGAGAUGGAGGAUUCAAUUCUAACAUCAAUCUGCCGGGGAGGGAAGAAAGUGGCUCUGCACCGACCUCACCAUCCCUGCAGCUGCAAGACAAGAACGCCAACAACCACUCUCUCCAUCCCCCAAGUCCUGUCCCUGUGGAGAAUGGCAACCAGAUAUCUAAUGGAUCACUGGAGGAUGAGAGUCACAGCAAGUCAAACUCCAGCACCACCUCUCUGCACAGACAUUUGGACAGCCAUCAUACUCAGUUGCUCCAGCGCCUGCAUCUGACCAACAGAGACGAGAGUGCCGCCCUCAGGGAGCUUUUCCGCUGGCGGCAGGUGCAGUGUGAGGGGCGGAGCAGUCACAAGCAGCGUCCACCUCAGUCCCCCACACUGCUCUGGACCAAAAGGAAGGCCUCUCCUUGAGCUGCCUCUCCUUGAAGCUACAUCUUCAAAUACUUUCUUCAAAGAUAAACUCUUUGUUUGUUUGUUGUAAAUUUGAUCUGGGCCACCAACCUCACUGCCCACGGGCUACGCUGAUGAACCGAGUGCCGAAAGCUAAAGAGCCUAGCCCCUGGGCUGGGCUUCGGCUCCUCCUGUAUUUGCACUGACUGUGGAAAAUGCUCUACCUGAUAUGACAUAAUCUCAGUGUGUAUGAAUGCAUAAACAGCAGUUCCUGUGGAAGUGGGUUUUAUUAUAUGAUCAAAUACUUUAUGUAUAUAUAUAUAUAAAAAAAAAUAAUACUCAGACGUAUAAGAGAUUAAAUUAUUAUAACACGUCUAUUUAUUUUCACCAAAAGGAUGAUGUCCGUUUAUUGGAGGCUGCACCUGAGAGAAAAUCAGCAGCAUAUUUGUGGUGGUCAGAUGCCGAAGAGCCUCUUAUCUCUCCAACAGAUAGUCUUGAAUUACUGCUGCACACAAACAAGUUUCCUCCCCACAACAUGGUGCUGAUGAUACUGUUGAGUUCCUACAUGUUCAACCUGGGGUUCUUGCAUGCAGACUUGUGAAGUUUACAAGCAAACCCAACGCCUUUAGGAACUUCCAGGUUUUUAACAUCCGUGCAGGUGGCUUCGACGUGCUCGGCUCCUAAGUGCUUCUGGUAACUAUGGCAACAAGCUACCAAGGGGUCAGGCUAACCUCAGUAUUAUCCCAAGGUGUACUUCUCGUCCUCGUCAUUGACCAGCCUUGAAUAAAAGCCCUGUGGCCAAAUUCCAAACCACUGCACUUACCUUUACCAUGAAAAGGGAAUCUAACAAGUUAUUCAAGAUGCAAAUGUGUUAGCAGACAGGUAUGUCGUUCAUGUUGUGAACAUGCGACUCUGUGCCAAAGUGACUCAAGUGAAAAUAUGAUUGAAGUAUUGUUGUUACAUAACAUACAUACUGUAAGCUCGUUAAUUAUUUGCUGGUUUAAAAGAGUAAAUAAGUUUUAAUGACAAUGUGAACCAAGGAAAAACAGUGUAAAUAAGAGAAAAAAACAUGGUAAACUCUCAUUGUGUAAUCAAAAAAGCAUUGUUAGAUGAGAGCCAGAUCUUUCUUUGGUUGAGUCAAACACAUUAUGUCCCACAGAAAUAAUGACAACAAGUUAUCCGACUUUUGCUCAAAUCUUCAAACAAGUUAAAUUCUUUGACUUCUUAGUUUAGAAAAGCGUCUUCUUUAAAUUGUGGACUUGUUCAUUAAAGAAUAUCAGUUAUCCUGCAGAUCAGAGAUGCUGCUUCAUCUACAAAAUUAGUUUGAUGAAGAGGAGAGACUUUCAAAUUAUGUGUUUUUUCUAGUUUUAACCACAGCAGACCUUGAAAGCCUGAAUGUCAUUAAUUCUAGGUUUCAAAUUAUUUAUUUGCACUCUUCCAUUUCUAUGUCAGUCUGACUAUACAGUAUGCAACCCCAAUUAUUCUGAGGUACAUAUUCAUGCUUUUUUUUUAUUUUUUAUUUUUUUAGCUUGCUCAUAAGUUAUGAAUUAAUAAGAAAAAAUAAAUGUAGUUGGACUUCAGAAUUUGCGUUGCUGUUCUGAGCCUCUAAUGUUUCAAGCUUCUAAUGAUGCUUGUGCCGACAACUAAGCGGGGUUGUGUGUUCGGUGUCAUGUAGGAGAGCUCACACACAGAUCAACUGGACUUCUGUACAGAUUCUUCCACUGUGUGCUUGUACUCACCUCUGACCCCGAGUCCUUUCCAUCAUCUACCCCGUUUGACCCCAAACCACAGACAAUUCUUUCCAGCUCAACCUGCUGCCCUCCUUCCUCUAACGGACGGAUGAAACUGGCUGUACGGGUGUUUCCAUGGGAACGUCAGUGUCAAUAGUGACUGGUUUUUGAAGUCCUUUGCUUUCAUCAUCCCGGAAGAGCAUAGUGACUGAAAUAAAAGACAAAAGACAUGUAUGAGGUGUAAAAAUUCAGUUCAUUAUAAGGACUCUGAGAUUGAAGAAUGUUUUUCGGUUUUGUUUUUUUUUUUUUGGGGGGACGGGGUUUGAUGCAACGACUGAGAAACUGGAAGAGAUUUAUUUAAAAAAAAUGUGAAUAUCUUCUUUUUUACAAUGACUUGUCUGUUACUGUGGAAUUAUUUUACGUAUUUAUUAUCCACCUCCAGAUUCUGUUAUGUUUUUGUUUUGUUUUUUGUUUUUUCUUGAUGCAAGCCGGAAGAUUGAUUUUAAAUAUCCGUACAGUUGUUUACUGCACAAUGUUUAUGUGGUGUUGUGGUUGAUCUCUGUGUUGGGCGUGUCUCGGUAAGCCGUUUGAUCUUGGGAGAUUGGCCUAAAUGGUUAACGACGCUAGGUAUCAAUAGCUCUAAUGGAUUUCUCUUUGCCACUGAUCACCCACAAUGUGUCUGAUUGAUUUUGCCUUUCAAAUUAGCAGCACAAAGGUGCAAGAGGUCUUGGAAAUCACCACCACCAGAGUUUUGUUUUUGUUUUUUGGGAAGUUUUUUUUCUUUUGACUGAAUGUCUAAAUCCAAACAUCUAUUCUUUGAGCAUCACCGAUAUUCUUUGUAGCUUUGUGAAUUAUUACUAGAAUAUGCUCUUGCUUCUAAAAAGAAUAUACUUGACUGCUUAAUGUGAACUAUGUCUUCGUUUGGAGUUCAUUUUUUAAAGUGAGGUAACGAUGCAAAAGGACAGAUCUGCUCCAUCACGAACACCUUGUGAGCUGCAGAACUAGAAACAUUAUCAAGGAGCAAAUCUGAUGCAAGCAUAAUAAGCAAAGAUCAAGCCGGUGAACUCUGUUGAUGUCCUCUGCAGGGUCAAACCUACCAUUCAUCAUGAACAGUGUUCGGGUUUGCUGUGUGAUUUUUGUGCAUACCCUUAAACCAUGAAAUAAGGCUUUUACCUUGCAUGAUCAAUAUGUUUGGAUUUUCCAUAACAUGCAUAUGUUGGGGAAAAAAUGCAGAUUUUCUAAUGUGAAGAAUUGUUUUUCACCACACUGUGAACCCUUCGUCUCCACCAAACACUAAUUGUCCGCAUUAAAGUCUACAAUACGCAUAACUGGCAGGCCGAUUACUGCCAUUCAUCUCUGUUCGUCAGGAAUCUAUAAAAUCGUCUCUUCAGAGAUCAGCUUUCUGGUGCUACAGUCAGUGUUAAAUGGCCAUUCUGUUAUUGUUAUUCUAUUAUUUCUGCACCUAAUUAUGGGGUUUGUCACUGCCGUUCAUAAUUUUGUCAUAUGUUUUUUUUUUUUUAUUAUUAUUGUGAUCCUUCUUUUGUACCUGACAUACAAUAUAUUUUCAUUUGCAUAUGUAUGUGUUUGUGGAAAAAACAAAAAGAUUGUGGUAUUUCAUAAAUAUUAUCCCAAUGUUUUAUAAUUCUGUCUCUGUACAGCAAUAAAGCACAACUGUGUCAAUGUCA
This is a messenger RNA of Gambusia affinis (western mosquitofish), 9607 nucleotides long. It is a transcript of the gene myo16, whose product is annotated as myosin XVI. Lineage: Eukaryota; Metazoa; Chordata; Actinopteri; Cyprinodontiformes; Poeciliidae. Bases 361 to 6213 code for a protein of 1950 amino acids. The transcript has 35 exons. The record is from RefSeq and is a predicted model, not a curated record. Gene Ontology annotation, cellular component: perinuclear region of cytoplasm; nucleoplasm; myosin complex. Gene Ontology annotation, biological process: negative regulation of G1/S transition of mitotic cell cycle; neuron projection morphogenesis; phosphatidylinositol 3-kinase/protein kinase B signal transduction. Gene Ontology annotation, molecular function: cytoskeletal motor activity; ATP binding; actin filament binding.